AUUCUCCAUAUUCUGCAAAAGGUGAUAGUCUAAUUCUAACUCUUUAUGCUCCUAUCUCAUUCACAACAGUUUCAACAAUUUCCAAAGCGAAUCGACAAUAAUUCUUGAGGGUUCUACCGUAUUUAUUAGUUCAGUCAUUCACUUUACACCCACAAAAGGACAUUACGGUCAGUCUAAAUUAUAACGGCUAUAUUGGUCUAAACAAGGUAACUAAAAAUAUCCGUUGCUUCCUUCCAAAACAAUUCUAAUUCACAAUCCCUCCUCUCUCACCUUCUCUGUUAUAUAUAAAUCUCUCUUUCAUUUCUCUCAUCAUUCAAAUCUCUCUCUCUCUCUCUCUCUCUCUCUCUCUCUCUCUCUCUCUCUCUCUAUCUCUCUCUCUCUCUUCUGUGUUUCAAGCCAUCUAAUUGCUAUCACAAUCGCUUGCUUCCAUUUUAUUUUCAUUUUGUCUAAUACUUAUUUUUUGCAGAGUUUUGUUUUAUAUUCUUUAUUUCAUUUUCAUUUGUUCUUUUAUUUUGUAUAUUGUUUCUUUUUCCCCUAACAAUGGACGCAGGAUCUUUGAGUUCUUCCGCCAUCAAAACCAGAUCCAGAUUUCCUCUUCAAGAACAGUUUAUUCAGAGAAAAAGUUCUAGAGAGAAUUUGGACAGAUUCAUACCGAAUAGGUCAGCAAUGGACUUUGAUUAUGCUCACUACAUGUUGACAGAAGGGGCUAAAGGUAAGGAAAAUCCAGUUGUGUCCCCUUCCAGGGAAGCUUACAGGAAGCAACUUGCAGAAUCAUUGAACUUGAACAGGACUAGAAUUCUAGCUUUCAAGAACAAGCCACCUGCACCAGUUGAUUUAAUCCCUCGUGAGAUUACUUCAAUGACUCAUCAACAAGAUAAAACCGCCAAGCCCAGGCGUAUUAUUCCUCAGACUUCUGAGAGGACAUUGGAUGCUCCAGACCUUGUGGAUGACUAUUACCUCAAUUUACUAGAUUGGGGAAGCGCCAAUGUUCUCGCAAUUGCACUUGGAAACACAGUGUAUUUGUGGGAUGCGUCUAAUGGUUCCACUUCAGAACUUGUUACCGUUGACGAUGAAAGCGGCCCUAUUACAUCAGUAAGCUGGGCUCCUGAUGGACGCCAUAUUGCUAUUGGUUUGAACAGCUCUGAAGUGCAGCUGUGGGAUACAACCUCAGAUAAGCAGUUGAGAACUUUGAGAGGUGGGCAUAGGCAGAGAGUGGGGUCUUUGGCAUGGAACAACCACAUACUCACAACCGGAGGGAUGGAUGGUAAAAUUAUCAACAAUGAUGUAAGAAUCAGAUCACACAUUGUUGAAACAUACAGAGGACACGAACAUGAAGUUUGUGGAUUGAAAUGGUCACCUUCCGGUCAACAAUUAGCCAGUGGAGGGAAUGAUAAUCUACUUUAUAUCUGGGAUAGAAGUACAUCAUCUUCCAGUUCCCCAACUCAGUGGCUUCACAGACUUGAAGAUCACACAUCUGCAGUAAAGGCUCUUGCUUGGUGUCCUUUCCAAGGGAAUUUGCUAGCUUCUGGUGGAGGCAGCGGGGAUCGUUGCAUCAAGUUUUGGAAUACACACACAGGUGCAUGCUUGAACUCGGUUGACACCGGGUCUCAGGUAUGUUCCCUUUUGUGGAACAAGAAUGAGAGGGAGUUACUCAGCUCUCAUGGUUUUUCACAGAAUCAGCUAACACUAUGGAAAUACCCUUCAAUGGUCAAGAUGGGAGAGCUCACUGGUCACACUUCCAGAGUUCUUUAUAUGGCUCAGAGUCCAGAUGGUUGCACAGUGGCAUCAGCAGCGGCCGAUGAGACACUGAGGUUUUGGAAUGCUUUUGGCACUCCAGAAGUAGUAACCAAAGCUGCUCCAAAAGCUAGAGCUGAGCCAUUUUCACAUCUUAGCCGCAUUCGAUAAGCUGCAGACACUUGUAACAUAUUUUUGGUUCCCACCAACCGCAUCAAGCUCUACAGGGGCAGCAGGAGAAACAGUUAUUUUUUGUACUUGUAGUCUCCUACUGUUAAGUCUCAUAAUCGUUGUAUAUAGAAACAUACUGGGAUUAAAACAUUUGAGGCAAUGCGUAGAUAGAGGAGAAAACAUAUUAGGAAUAAAAAAUUUGAGGCAAUGAGUAGAUAGAGGAGAAGAUGAAGUUCUUUUUAUGAGACUUCAAUGUAUAUUGUAACAUAUUACUAUAGUAGAAAAUAACACUUGAUUUGCCCCGUGGAUGUAGUCACACACCUCUCGUGACGAACCACGUACA
This is a messenger RNA of Cicer arietinum (chickpea), 2248 nucleotides long. RefSeq names its product cell division cycle 20.1, cofactor of APC complex-like. Gene Ontology annotation, biological process: positive regulation of ubiquitin protein ligase activity; positive regulation of anaphase-promoting complex-dependent catabolic process; anaphase-promoting complex-dependent catabolic process. Gene Ontology annotation, cellular component: anaphase-promoting complex. Lineage: Eukaryota; Viridiplantae; Streptophyta; Magnoliopsida; Fabales; Fabaceae. The record is from RefSeq and is a predicted model, not a curated record. Gene Ontology annotation, molecular function: protein binding; ubiquitin ligase activator activity; anaphase-promoting complex binding.